Molecule: messenger RNA, 1311 nt
Organism: Maudiozyma saulgeensis
Lineage: Eukaryota; Fungi; Ascomycota; Saccharomycetes; Saccharomycetales; Saccharomycetaceae
Source: the annotation of a GenBank genome assembly
AUGAGUACCGGCGAUUUUCUUGCAAAGGGUAUAGAUUUAGUACAAAAAGCCAUUGAUCUAGACAGCAGUACAAAAUAUGAAGAAGCCUAUACAGCAUAUUAUAAUGGUCUUGAUUAUUUGAUGCUGGCACUUAAAUAUGAAAAGAAUCCAAAAUCUAAAGAUCUUAUAAGGGCAAAAUUCAGUGAAUAUCUAAACCGUGCCGAACAAUUGAAAGAACAUUUGGAAAAGGAAACUCAAAAUAAUAAUAGUGGUAAUAAUGGUAGUGGAGAUAAAAGUAAUGAUGAUUCUACUGGGAAAAAAAUUUCAAAUAAUAAUGAUGAUGAAGCUGAAGAUAGUAAAAAGCUACGAGGAGCGUUGUCUGGUGCUAUUUUAAGUGAAAAACCUAACGUUAAAUGGGAAGAUGUUGCAGGUUUAGAAGGUGCCAAGGAGGCCCUAAAGGAAGCAGUAAUUUUACCUGUCAAAUUUCCACAUUUAUUUAAAGGUAAUCGUAAACCAACAUCAGGUAUAUUAUUAUAUGGUCCUCCAGGUACAGGUAAAUCAUAUUUGGCUAAAGCAGUUGCCACGGAGGCAAAUUCUACUUUUUUCAGUGUUAGUUCUAGUGAUUUAGUCUCCAAGUGGAUGGGUGAAUCUGAAAAAUUAGUUAAACAGUUAUUUGCGAUGGCCAGAGAAAAUAAACCAUCCAUUAUUUUUAUUGAUGAAGUAGAUGCCCUUACAGGUCAAAGAGGUGAAGGUGAAAGUGAAGCCAGUCGAAGAAUUAAAACAGAAUUAUUAGUCCAGAUGAACGGUGUUGGAAAUGACUCUCAAGGUGUUCUUGUACUGGGAGCUACUAAUAUCCCAUGGCAAUUAGAUAGUGCCAUUAGAAGAAGAUUCGAAAAGAGAAUAUACAUUCCGUUACCAGAUGUAGCUGCAAGAACAAAAAUGUUUGAAAUUAAUGUUGGAGAUACCCCGUGUACUCUUACUAAGGAAGAUUAUAGAUCCUUAGGUCAAAUGACAGAUGGUUAUUCUGGUAGUGAUAUUGCAGUAGCCGUAAAAGAUGCCCUAAUGCAACCUAUUAGAAAGAUCCAAGGUGCAACCCACUUUAAGAAUGUUUCGGAGGAUCCUGACAACAAAUUAUUUACACCAUGUUCCCCUGGUGAUUCAGAUGCAGAAGAAAUGAGUUGGGUAAGUAUAGAAGCUGAUGAAUUAAAAGAGCCUGAAUUAACCAUAAAAGAUUUCUUGAAGGCUAUUAAGACGACUAGACCAACUGUCAAUGAAGAAGAUUUACAUAAACAAGAAGAAUUCACAAGAGACUUCGGUCAAGAAGGUAACUGA